CCUCUCUUCGCCACCUGUUAGUUAGUCUCCCUCUCCUCUCCGUGCUGGAAUCCCCUCUUUUUUUAUGAGGAGUUUCACACUCGCGCUAUCAGUGAGCCCUAUGACUGUCCGUAAAGGAAAACGUUUAGCCAUCUCCAUCCAGGAGCACAUGGCCAUCGACGUAUGCCCGGGCCCAAUCCGCCCCAUCCGUCAAAUCUCUGCCUACUUCCCUCGCCUGUCACCCACUUCCUCCUUCUCCGAGCCGCUCUCGCCAAAUCAGGUGGCAGCUCCCACCACGCUCAGCCCUGGCAGUGCGGGCCAAGGUGGAGGGGCCACCGGGGGAGGAGGGAGCAGCAGUCUGCUGUCACCAGGAGUGGCGGGCGGAGGGGGCUCAUUGUCAGCCAUGAGCAGCAUGGACACCUCCAUCGAGAUCGACAGCUGUGACAGCGAUGAUAACACCUCCUUGGGGACGUUAGAGUUUGAUCUACUGUACGAGAGAGCCACCAGUUCCUUACACUGCACCGUCCUGAGAGCAAAGGGUCUGAAGCCCAUGGAUUUCAACGGUUUGGCCGAUCCUUAUGUCAAGCUGCACCUGCUGCCAGGAGCCUGCAAGGCCAAUAAACUGAAAACCAAGACUGUUCGCAACACGCUGAACCCUGUGUGGAACGAGACGCUCACCUACUGUGGGAUCACCGAGGAAGACAUGUAUCGCAAAACACUCAGGCACUCGACCCCUGUGCCAGUCCCUGCAGGUGGUGGGCCCAUGACCCAAGGCCCAGCCACUAGACAUUCGUUGGCGAGCUCCCCCAAGGUCUGGCUCCAGAGGGGGGCCCUGAACGUUUCAUCACCUCCUGGGCAUGUCCCACUGCUCGAUGCGCCUAUUGCUUUAUGUUCAUCCUAUGCUUCUAUAACCUGCUCGUACGGCGUUUCUGUCAGUCAUGUUCCUUUAUUAUUUAUCUCUGUCUCUUCUUUUUGCCUCCAGCUGCCUUCUCCGACUGCGAUGAGCACAGCCCUGAGAGGAAUCUCCUGCUACCUGAGAGAGUGGGAGACUGAGCAGCAGAGAAGUCUCGAGGAGAGAGGCCGUUUGCUGCUCUGCUUGCAGUACCUCCCUCCAGCCAUGGAUGGCGAUGUGAAGGGCGAGGCCAAGGAGAGGGCUCGUGGCGGGCUGUGCGUGGGCGUCAAACGUUGCGCCCACCUGGCAGCCAUGGACGUCAACGGCUUCUCAGACCCCUACGUUAAAACGUAA
Molecule: messenger RNA, 1225 nt
Organism: Epinephelus moara (kelp grouper)
Lineage: Eukaryota; Metazoa; Chordata; Actinopteri; Perciformes; Serranidae
Product: double C2-like domain-containing protein beta
Exons: 8
Coding region: 65-1225 (386 amino acids)
Source: RefSeq, a predicted model, not a curated record